Molecule: messenger RNA, 907 nt
Organism: Carassius auratus (goldfish)
Lineage: Eukaryota; Metazoa; Chordata; Actinopteri; Cypriniformes; Cyprinidae
Gene: cfap299
Product: cilia and flagella associated protein 299
Exons: 6
Coding region: 23-742 (239 amino acids)
Source: RefSeq, a predicted model, not a curated record
GGAAUAACUCAAAGUAAACAAGAUGGAAGACGACGGAGGCGUCUUUGCGGGAGAAACCGUGGAAGAGUUUCGCACUUAUGAGGACUUCUUAGAUUCUCAGAUAAAACCUCUGGAUUUAUUUUACCUCGAGGAUCAGGAACUGGCCCGCCAGCUGGUGGAGCUGGGCCACAAGGGUAGCAGUUUGGAGAGAGAGGAAUUUGAGACAAGGAAAGCAGCUGCCGAGGCCUCCAGGCUUGCUUCAGGGAGCCAACAGAAGAAGCUGGCAAGUACAGGAAAGGAACUCAAAGAUAACUUCCUGAGAGCCCUGGCGGAGCGGGAGGAGGCUAACCGCAGUGGGGCAAUGACUUCCAUCAUUUUCAUAAGGGACCGAAAUUCUCACGGACAGGAAAUAUCUGGGUAUAUAGACUACUCCCACCGACUAAAAUCUGAAGACUUUGAACCAUAUUUCAGCGGAAAGAAAAGGCUCAUGCCAAAACCAACUGACUUAAGCUUCUACAACUGGGGAACACAGGUGGCCAAACAUAAUGCCAGCACAAACUAUGAGGUAAUCACAGAAAAUCCAAGCGGCCUGCUCUUCAAGUGCAAGAACGACAGGAAAAUCUUGAAUGUUGACCCAGAGGCAGCACCCGGCGAUAGCUCCAUCCGAACUCCUGUCCAAUGUGACCUAUAUGUGCAUGUUGUCAUUUAUGACCACGUCACCAGAAAACCUGCAAACAGUUCCUGUGCACCGCUCUCCAAUUAAAUGUAUUAAAAAGCACUUGGAGCCUCUAAUUUAAUCUACAUUAAAGCAGUUUUAAUCUUAUAUAUUUCUGACUCCAUAUUGUGGCACAACAUCUGGAUGCAUAGAGUGGCAUAUUAAUGCAAUAGUCAUUUAACAGUGUCUGAAUAAAAAAAUAAGAAAAAAGAA